AUGAAGAGACAAAACGUGAGGACCCUUGCGCUCAUCAUUUGCACGUUCAUCUACCUGUUAGUCGGUGCGGCUGUCUUCGAUGCCUUGGAAUCUAAGAAGGAGACGACCCAGAAGAAGAAAGUGUACGACAGAAAACAAGAGCUUAGGAACAAAUACAAUCUCACUAAACUCAACUUCGAUGAACUCGAGGAAGUGGUGUUGCAGCUGAAGCCUCAUAAAGCCGGGUUACAGUGGAAAUUCGCUGGAUCAUUUUACUUCGCAAUCACUGUGAUCACGACCAUAGGUUACGGCCAUGCUGCCCCCAGCACAGACGGGGGGAAGGUGUUCUGUAUGCUCUACGCCCUGCUGGGCAUCCCUCUCACCCUGGUCAUGUUCCAGAGCCUGGGCGAGCGCAUCAACACCUUGGUGCGCUAUCUGCUGCACCGCCUGAAGAACUGCCUUGGCAUGCGGCGCACCGAGGUCUCCAUGGUCAACAUGGUGGCAAUCGGCUUCAUCUCCUGCAUGAGCACGCUGUGCGUGGGUGCGCUCUCCUUCUCCCACUUUGAGGGUUGGAGCUUUUUCCACGCUUACUACUAUUGCUUCAUCACGCUCACCACCAUCGGCUUUGGAGACUACGUGGCGCUGCAGAAGGACCAGGCGCUGCAGACAAACCCCAAGUACGUGGCCUUCUGCUUCAUGUACAUCCUCACCGGCCUGACCGUGAUUGGCGCCUUCCUCAACCUGGUUGUGCUGCGCUUCAUGACCAUGAACGCGGAGGACGAGAAGCGGGAUGCCGAGCAGCGUGCCCUCCUCUCCCGGAAUGGCCAGGCAGGAGGUGGGGGAGCUGGAGGAACGGGAGGACCAGGAGGGGGCGGAAACAGUGGUGUGGGGGCAGCGGGGCGGGGGCUGCGUAACGUGUACGCGGAGAUGCUCCACUUCCAGUCCAUGUGCUCCUGCCUGUGGUACAAGAGCAGGGAGAAGCUGCAGUACUCCAUCCCCAUGAUCAUCCCCAGGGACCUGUCCACCUCUGACACCUACAUGGAGCAGGGGGAGGCCUUUUCCUCCGACGCCCUCCACCCCCUUCACUCCAACGGCUGCGUCUACAGCAUGCACCACCCCCAUUCCGUCAUCAGUUCUGUGUCCACGGGUCUGCACAGCCUCACCCCGUACAGACUAGGACACAGCAAGCGGCGCAGCUCCAUCUAG
This is a messenger RNA of Salvelinus namaycush (lake trout), 1185 nucleotides long. Its product is annotated as potassium channel subfamily K member 3-like. Lineage: Eukaryota; Metazoa; Chordata; Actinopteri; Salmoniformes; Salmonidae. The record is from RefSeq and is a predicted model, not a curated record. The transcript has 3 exons. Bases 1 to 1185 code for a protein of 394 amino acids. Gene Ontology annotation, cellular component: membrane. Gene Ontology annotation, biological process: potassium ion transmembrane transport; stabilization of membrane potential. Gene Ontology annotation, molecular function: open rectifier potassium channel activity; potassium ion leak channel activity.